AUGCUGAAAUAUCCCGAGGAGCAGAGUAACGUGGGUGUCCCGCCUAUAGGCCGGUGGGUGUGGAGUGAUGACACUGGGACAGUGGAGUUUGUCAGUUCUGGUCCAACAGAGGAGGGCGUUUUGAGGAAAAGAAGGCAAAGUAAUGUCAAUUUCAAUGAUCUCCAGCAGCGAUCAGAGUGGUUGGCUGAGGUCUGCACUCUGAACGGUAGAGGGCGCCAAAGCAUUAGAAAGAGCCUGAGCCCUGCUCAUCUGAAUGCAUAUAGGGCCUCGGUGAUGAAGAGUCAAGGGGACCGCAUCACCACUGAUGAUGUUAAACGGGUCGCUGUCAGUUUGCUACAAGAGAAUUACUCGCUUCCCAUUCCAUUCUGCUUCUUGGCUAUAUUGAAGAGUAAAGAGCUGGAUGAAGUUUUAGCCGCCCUUCUCCUUUACCUGUCUUAUUUCUUCGAACUGAAGUCUCUGGAGAGUACAUCGCAGUCAUUGAUGGCUGUAGACAUCACCUCAGAGCACAAGAUGAUGAUGGAGACUUUGGCCAAAAAGGAGAUUGCUCAAAAGAAGCUGGCUGUUUGCUACUUCAGCUUCAUCAUGGACCUGGAGUUGGAACAACAAUCGUCAAAUCACAAGGGCCUGAUGUUGUCAAACAGUACAGAAUGGCUGCUGCAUGCGUGCUUGUACAGCUUUUUCUGUUGUGCUGCCUGGGUGACGUUUGGCAGGAAGGACCUGAGGGACAUCCAAGAGGAGGUGGGGCGUCUUUUGUACUCCGACACCUUCAACACAGCAGUGAGGAAAAGGUCUGAUGGGGCCUCAGGAAUGACCUUCGCCGACGUUAAUGGUUCAGUGAAGACGGGAGAGGCUGACCCCAAGGAGACGGGAAGUAAUAGCACAUUCAAGCACAGAACGUCCCAGAGGUGUCCGGCCCUCAGCAGUAUAGUUAAUCAGCGUUCCCCACUGAUGGUAUCUCUGCUGCCCUCGCCCAAAGAACGAUCACCCCAUCUGUUCCCCAGCAGCCGGGCCAGGAGGCAGAGCCCGCCACAGGCCGAGCACUGUGACACCAAGGCCUUGACGGAGCAGCUCAACGAGCAGCUGGCCAGUGUCAGCUUUGGGAUUCUUGGCAAGCCGUUGAAGCACUUAAACCGCAGUACCUUGAUACCCAAUGGAGAACAGAAAAACAACCGAGGUGAGGGUGACAGCCGCGACCCAGAGAGUGAUGUUAAUAACAACAGCGAGGAUCAUCCUGGCAUCCACACUGGAGGUAGCAGGUCGUCCUUAAUGGAACCCAAGAUGACAGGCCUCGCCAGAUACAGCAGCACCACCCACAUAAACACCAGAAACUCUACAGCUACCGUCCCUUGUCACACUGACUGUCCCUUGUCUGUGACAAGGAUGUAGUUGGAGCAAGCUGUGUCACUCCCACUAACCUACCCGACUAAUUUGCAUGCUACCAAGGUAUGGGAAUUAGCUAUCAGGCCACUAUGUAAACUCUUUUUUCAUGAGGCCUACAGAUGAGCUAGAUCUUAAAGAAAUUAUCAAAAACAUGAAAAAUCACAUACAGCAGGGCUGCCGGGAUAUGCAGUAAAAUCUUGAUAGCUAUAAAAAACUUCACUGUAAAACCGCUUGCUCAUUGUAUUGAUUUGUCUUUACUUCAUGGUGUUGUGCCAAAAAUGACCAAAAAAAUGACCAAAAUUGCCAGAAUCAUUCCUAUUUACAAAACUGGUGACAAAAAUGAUAUCAGUAAUUACCAUCCAUUCUCUGUUUUACCAACUUUAUCUAAAGUACUGGAAAGAGUUGUGUAUAAUAGACUAAGUGAUUAUUUGGAUAAGCUGCAUAUAGUUCUCAGUAUGGCUUCAGCAAAAGAGUUCAAUAUGCAUGGCUAUUUUAGAUCUCAUUGAAAAAAUGAACGAUGCAGUUGUUAAGGGAAAUUGUGGUGCUGGCAUCUUUUUAGAUCUCUCAAAGGCAUUUGACACAGUUGAUUUUGAAAUUUUACUGGGGAAAUUGAACCAUUAUGGCAUUAGAGGAAUGGCACAUAGCUGGUUUAGAAGCUACCUUUCUAGUAGGCAACAAUUUGUAAAUAUAAAUAACCAAAAAUCGCAAAAUAUGGAUAUCAAAUAUGGAGUCCCCCAGGGUUCAAUUUUAGGGCCAUUACUCAUUCGUAAAUUCUUCUAAAAUCCUACACAGUCAUUUUUGCUGAUGAUACCAAUUUAUUUUUAUCACAAACAAAUACAUUUGAAUUACAGGAAUUACUCAACCCUGAAUUACAGAAAAUUUUGGUUCAAAUGUAAUAAGUUAUCUCUCAACAUCAGCAAGACUAAUUUCAUUGUCUUUACAUCCAAUAAAAAGCCAUCUGAUAUGGAUCACAUACGUCUCAAAAUAAAUGAUAAGGAGUUAACUCGAGUAGUCUCAACAAAGUUCCUUGGGGUGCUCAUAGAUGAGUCCUUAAAUUUUAAACUGCAUAUAGAACAUUUAAUUUCCAAAUUAUCUAAAUGGUCUAAUUGGUCUUUUUUUUCAAAAUAAGGUAUCACCUUCCUUUAUCAGCACUUCUUUCUCUGUACAAAACUCAGUUUGAACCGUAUAUCAACUACUGUAAUGUCAUAUGGAGCAAUACCUUUCCCAGUUAUUUAAAAAAAAUUAGAAAGUCUUCAAAAAAAGAUAAUUUGAGCUGUGUCUUGGUCCGAAUAUAAUGCCCCCCUUCGGCUCACAGAGAUAAAUGUGUAUCAAAAUGCAUGUAUGAUGUUCCAGA
Molecule: messenger RNA, 2734 nt
Organism: Epinephelus lanceolatus (giant grouper)
Lineage: Eukaryota; Metazoa; Chordata; Actinopteri; Perciformes; Serranidae
Gene: ppp1r36
Product: protein phosphatase 1 regulatory subunit 36
Biological process (GO): negative regulation of phosphatase activity
Molecular function (GO): phosphatase binding
Source: RefSeq, a predicted model, not a curated record